Messenger RNA from Plenodomus lingam JN3, 138 nucleotides. Lineage: Eukaryota; Fungi; Ascomycota; Dothideomycetes; Pleosporales; Leptosphaeriaceae. The record is from RefSeq and is a predicted model, not a curated record.
AUGCAGCGGGAGCCCAUCCAUAUUGCUCACCGCAUACCCGCACCGCCCGCCCAAACCUACGAUGCAACCCGCAUGUACUUAAAACACUUAUCCAUAUAUAUAACACACCCACCGCACGCGUCCCGAAUCCGAGGCUGA